AUGGACUUCAGCCGCCACUUUGGAAUUCGUUUUGGUGUUGAUCAGCAAAAUUAUUAUCUGCCAAAAAAAUCCUACGUACAACAUCAACAGGCAAAGCAUAAGCUGGAUCGAUGGCUUUCAAUCCCGGAUAUUCAAGAGAAAUUUAGAAUACAAUUUGAAACUUUAUCGGCAUCAAGAACAUUUAGCUUGCCAAAAAGGGCCAGAACUUGUACAGCAGUAAGGGUAUGCAGAAUAUGGAGAUCAUGUCCAACAUCACCAGCAAACCCACCUGCCAAAAAAGAUUAUCACCAAGCUUACCAUGGCCCAUUUGAAUCCACAACAUCAAGCUUUCCUAGAAGAUCAAGAGUGGUCAAUCCCCGAUAUGCCCCAUUCAUCGAAAGAUGCUCCGAAACCACCCGAUUCCAAACUAUCUUUUCUCUUUAG
Messenger RNA from Dovyalis caffra, 423 nucleotides. The record is from the annotation of a GenBank genome assembly. Lineage: Eukaryota; Viridiplantae; Streptophyta; Magnoliopsida; Malpighiales; Salicaceae.